AUGAAGUUCCUUAUCAGUACAAACGUUGAAAAAUUCCGGUCCGUGCUCGGAGACCAUGACGCUUCGCAAGUUUCCUUUUGUCAACACGACACUGCAAUCGCCGAACAAAUCAACGGCCUGUAUACGAUAAACGUUUGGAUAUGCGAGGGUAGCGAAGUUACCGAGGAGCUACUGGAUCAGUGGUUGGACCGGAAUCGCAAUUCCCCGAAGGCGCUACUCGUACACGACACCACGCUCAUACCUCAGCUUGAGAAGCUCUUCAAGGGGCGCGCGGCUAAAAUCCAAGCAAUAUCUAAGCAAGACGAUUGCGACUCUUCAUGGGUCACGUCGACUCUCCGAGAGGCAGAGAUGGUUUACGCUCGCGGUUGUGCCCGUGGUGCAAGUCAAAGCAAGGAAUCACUUCCCAAAAAGACAGUCUUGCUUGUUGGAGCAGGCAUCAUGAAUCUUGUGGCGGCGGAAUUCCUCGCUACCCAGGGUUUUAAGGUGCGAGUUGUGGAUGCCAGUCCAGAUCCCCGUACUUGCAAUGAUUGGACUCGCCAAGGUGUUACUCACGGAGGCGGCGAUGCUCGUAUGUUCACCUACACCGAAGCGGAUAGUUACAAUGAAAGGAGUAGCUCCAUCUACCGUGGUAUGCGACAUGUUUUUCGCAAGACUACUCUCAAUGGUGGCUGGAGCGUGAAAUCACCAUUGAGCUUCAACGCUGCUGAAAUUGCUUGGGUCAAUACUUUUGAGCAGACUCCAACUUGGUUGGCGCAGGCUAUGAAAGAGGAUAUCUAUUACGUUAACAGCGAGGCAGGAAAGCUCUGGGAGGAAUUUAUGAGUCGAUCUCCAGAGCUGUUUGAAGGGGUUUUGCUUCACGGCGACAUCUUGCGCUUGUAUGCGGAGGACAUCGCGCUGAAUGGGGCUCAUGAAGUUAACCGAGCGCUUGGGGCCGUUAUUGAUGAAUUCUCCCUGAAGAAACUCCUAAUUGAAUGGCCUGUAUUUGAUGCAGCUGCAAAGUCAAGCCAUCUCGCCGGUGGACUCACCGUCAAAGGCUUUACACUUGGAAUUCACUCAUUCGUGAACAAGCUGAUCGAUCGAAUCAUCGAGCUCGAUGGCGAGUUCAUUUGGGACUGCCGUGUGCAACGGAUUCGACGUAGCGCUUCUGGUGAGGUGACCUAUCUGGAAUCUCAGCAAGGACCUUUGCAAGCAGAUCAUUUUGUGAUAAGCACAGGGGUUACGCGGAAUGGUUUGCUCCGCGGAACAGCCUCAGAUGGCCUCGUGCACGGCGUUUUGGGCGUGUGGCUACAGAUCCCCAACUUGGGUCCGGCGAUAAAGAACUCCAUCAAGAUUCAUCGUCGCGGCUUUCUUGUGGAAGACAUAAACGUCACCGUAUCGAAAGAUGGCAAAACGGGCGAAGAUAUACUCAUCUUGGGUGGUGGAUACGGCUACGUUGGGUUGGAUUACCCGUCACCAGACAGUUCUGAAUUUCAAGCACUCUUCGAAGAGCUGGAGGAAGUUGCAAACAUCUACUUCCCCGAAGCAUAUCGUCGUGCGAAAAAACAGGGUACUCUAUGGCCGGAGGGGGAACGGAAAUUUUGCAUUCGUCCGUUCACUUGUACUGGGUUAGGAAUUUUCGAAGACAUUCCUACAGCAAGCGGCGGCCAUCUCAUCAUUACCGGUGGGAACAACACAGGAGGAUUUGCUCAAUCCCCGGCCAUUUCUAGAGCGGUCUAUCGCGCUAUUGUUGGUGAACACGAUCCAAUCCAUGUCCUCUUCAGUCCUCACCGCAGCAAACUUAUUGAAGAGGUACAGUACUCUAAGGCCACUCUAUAG
Messenger RNA from Penicillium angulare, 1815 nucleotides. Its product is annotated as NAD(P)/FAD-dependent oxidoreductase. Bases 1 to 1815 code for a protein of 604 amino acids. Gene Ontology annotation, molecular function: oxidoreductase activity. Lineage: Eukaryota; Fungi; Ascomycota; Eurotiomycetes; Eurotiales; Aspergillaceae. The transcript has a single exon. The record is from RefSeq and is a predicted model, not a curated record.